Caenorhabditis bovis is the source of this 633-nucleotide messenger RNA. The record is from the annotation of a GenBank genome assembly. Lineage: Eukaryota; Metazoa; Nematoda; Chromadorea; Rhabditida; Rhabditidae.
AUGGGCCUGACCGAUGACAGAUUGUUUGGGAUAUAUGUGCCGCCUUUGACAAAAGACGAACUCGAAAAAUGGUUGGAUGGGAGCGAAAAGGACGAAGUGAGCGCAGACGCGGUUCGACGCGAACUACGCAAACAGGAAUUCUGGUUGGGAUUGCUCCAUGAGAAGAUUAGCAGUUGUCACGAGAAGGGAGUCCAAACUGCACAUCUCGACGAGCUCGCUUGGCAAAUUCAAAACGGAAUCACGGGUCUUAAACGAAAAAUCAAGAUGUUUUCCGAUCUAACAACAUCAUCAAUCGCUUCCGCUCCGAUCACUUCUGUUGAUCACGUCGAUACACGCUGCAUCGAAAUAUAUGAGGAGAAGCAGUUGAUGGCGACACAGCAGAUGUUGCGAGAAGACGUCGCCGCUGAAAAGAAGACGAUCGCCGGAUUGUGCUGGAAGCUAGAGCACUCCCAAUUGAACUCGGAAGAAGUGGAGGAGGAGACGGAGGAAGAAAAGGAGGAGGAGGAAUGGAAAGAAAGAUGUAAUUUGGAGGAAGCGGCUCGAAGUGCACUGAUUUCCGAAAUAGCUCGUCUCCGAUCGGAAUGUGCCAACUUAAGGGCACGUCUUGAAAUGGAAACCUCGUCCGAACAAUAG